ACAACCAGUAUGCAAGAGAUAAAGGGUAAUCUUCAAACCUGUCAAGAACAGUCGUGUAACAAGUUUAAGCUGUUGUCCAGUCAAUUAGUAGAAUUAAUUCAAGCUUCUAGAUCUACACAACACCACCAUGGGAUCCAGGAAUUUUGGUACACCUGGGUUUAUACCAUAGGAAGUCAUAACCACUUGGGUCAGACAUUCACAGGAGAAACAUCUUAUACUUAUCAAAAACGCACUCCAAAGCUUGAUUUUUCUAGAUUUGAUGGGGAGAAUCUUCGUGGUAGGGUGCAGAAGAGUGAAAGGUAUUUUCAAAUCCACAACACAGACGAGAAUCAGAAGGCGAGUACAAAUAAUAUGGCUGGCAUUGUCGAGAAUGGAAUGGCGCACCUUGAAGCAUGAUAUCUGUGAGCAAAAGUGAAAACAUAUGUAUCAUUGGUUUAAAAAAAUCAAGGUAGCAUAGAACGGUG
Molecule: messenger RNA, 464 nt
Organism: Papaver somniferum (opium poppy)
Lineage: Eukaryota; Viridiplantae; Streptophyta; Magnoliopsida; Ranunculales; Papaveraceae
Exons: 2
Coding region: 10-396 (128 amino acids)
Source: RefSeq, a predicted model, not a curated record